CCAGUGAUUAAUUCCUAACACACAACACCCAGAGGAAAUAUAUAAAAGAAAGACUGGAUACAACAACUAAAGUAUAAUUCGAUUAUUAACAAGAAUAGCAGAACAAAAAUGAAGAAUAUAAUAGUUAGCUUUUUUGUGAUCUGUUUGAUAGCUUCUGUGUUCGCUUCUCCUGCCCGUAUUUCAUUUAAGGAUGUAGAUCAGCAUGUUAAAAAUCAACAAGGACAUGGUAGAUUUAAAAGAUUCUCAUGUGAUGUACUGAGCAUCGAAGCCAAAGGAGUAGCGUUAAAUGAUUCGCCCUGUGCCCUUCACUGCCUUUCUCUUGGAAAACGAGGAGGUUGGUGUAAUGAUCAAAAAGUCUGCAACUGCCGUUGAAAUAAUAUUUUCUAAUAUAAUAUGUAUUUGUUUUUGUUAAAAAAAAUUAAUAAAAAACUUAAAAUAA
Messenger RNA from Diabrotica virgifera virgifera (western corn rootworm), 439 nucleotides. Its product is annotated as tenecin-1-like. The coding region runs from base 109 to 372 and encodes 87 amino acids. Lineage: Eukaryota; Metazoa; Arthropoda; Insecta; Coleoptera; Chrysomelidae. Gene Ontology annotation, biological process: humoral immune response; defense response to bacterium. The record is from RefSeq and is a predicted model, not a curated record. The transcript has 2 exons.